Molecule: messenger RNA, 9570 nt
Organism: Psylliodes chrysocephalus
Lineage: Eukaryota; Metazoa; Arthropoda; Insecta; Coleoptera; Chrysomelidae
Source: the annotation of a GenBank genome assembly
UGUCAUCUUGUCAAGUUAUGCUAAAUAAAAUGGCGUUGUAGUUGUAAAUGCCACUAAAAUUCAGGAAUAACUAUGAUUUUAAUGUACAAAUUAUCUUUUUAAUGUUAACCAGCCAGAAACGUAUAUAGUACUUUCACUAUGGAUGCUGUGAAAUCGUUUAAUAUGGAGCUUUCAUCUCUAUAUGAGGUGAAACCUCCUAUUUCGAAAGCCAAGAUGACCGCCCUAACAAGAGGUGCUAUAAAAGCUAUAAAAUUCUAUAAACAUGUAGUGCAAAGUGUGGAAAAGUUUAUACUAAAGUGUAAACCUGAAUACAAAGUGCCUGGUUUAUACGUGAUAGACUCUAUCGUGCGGCAAUCAAGACAUCAGUUUGGAUCUGAUAAGGACGUGUUUGCUCCCCGAUUUGCGAAAAAUAUGCAACAAACUUUUGUAAACCUCUUUAAGUGUCCUGCUGAAGAUAAAAGUAAAAUCAUCAGAGUGCUCAAUUUAUGGCAGAAAAAUCAUGUUUUCAAUCCAGAGGUCAUACAACCUCUGUUUGACCUGGCAGAUCCCAACAACCCUAUCUACAAAGAAAUUGAGAAUGCUAUGCAACAACAGGCUGCAAAUGGUUUAAAUAUCAGCAACGCAUCAAUCAUCAAAGGUUCUCCAGCCCUGCAAAGAACACCCACCAAAGGAACGCAACAAGGAAAUGACAGUCUACAUGGAGCAUCUACUAAUUUGAAUUUGGCGGAUCCAAACGUUCUUCAACAGUUACAACAACUUCAAAGGCUUAUUUCAAAAAAUGUGGAAAAUUCUUCACGUUCUGAUCAAAUUCAUUUUGAUAAGAAAUUGUUAGAUUUCGAUUAUGGCGAUGAAGAUGAUGAAAUACACCCAUCGCCUAGGACACAGCAACCUACUGCUGAGUCUGUUUUACCAGUUACAAGUCUCUUGACAAAUCCUGAAGUUCUUAGACAAUUACAAACCCUUCAGCAGACGAUGGCAAAUGCUGUGCAGCCUCAAAAUCAAGAAAUGGACAUGGACAAAUUAAGAAAGUUACAAGAAAUGAAACAACAAGAAGACGAAUUUGAUAAACAUCUAGCUCAAACAGUACCAAAUCUACCCUUUGCCUCUGAAUGCGAUUUCAGAACAACCACAAAUCCAAUGAUAGGUAACAGUUACUACAUAGAAGGCAUGAACCCUCCUGCUCCUCAUUACCAACCUGAGUUUGACAUAUCUAAUAACCAAUUGGUAGAUAAAAGCCAUAGUCAAGAUAACAGUGCAGAAGUAGAAGUUAUUAACCUUGAUCACGAUGAUUCACGGUCACCUUCACCUGAUGAUAGGUACAAGAAAAGAAGAAGAAGUCGAUCUAGAUCUAGAGAUAGAAGAGGGAGAGAUAGAGAUAGGAGAAGGUCUAGGUCUCGCUCUGGUUCUAGAAGGCGUAAUAGAUCCAGGUCCAGGGAAAGAAAUGAUAGAAAUGAUAGAUCUAAGAAAGAAAAAGAUAAGGAAAAGUCUAAAGAGGAGAAGGAAAAAGAAACUGAAAGAGAAAAGGAGAGAAAGAAAAGAGGAUUGCCAGCUGUUAAAAAAGACCAUCUUAGUAUUUGCAGCACGACUUUGUGGGUUGGUCAUCUAUCUAAAUUGGUACACCAGGAUGAUCUGUCAAACACUUUUGGUGAAUUUGGGGACGUCGUUAGCAUUGAUUUAAUUCCGCCUAGGGGUUGCGCUUUCAUUGUGAUGCUAAGAAGACAAGACGCAGCUAGAUGUUUGACCAAACUCAAAGGACACAAUUUACAUGGCAAAUCCAUAACGUUGGCAUGGGCACCAGGUAAAGGUGUCAAAGGCAAAGACUUAAAAGACUAUUGGGAAGGAGAUUUGGGCGUUUCUUACAUUCCUUAUGCAAAACUAAAACACGAUAUAGACAUAGAUAUGAUUGAAGAUGGAGGAAUGAUAGAUGAAGAAACGAUGCCUGAUUGGAUGAAAGAAAAAGUUGAAAAAAUGGGAAAGAAACCCAUUAUAGAAAAUUUGCCUAGUUUUAUGCCACCAACAUCUGCUGCUACGAUAGAUACCAGUCAGCCUCCACCAAUGCCAGGCGCCGGACUUCUACAACCCCCACCUAUGAUGCCUUUAGUCAAUCCAUUCCAGUUCAAUAAUAGAUUAUUGGGUAUGAAUGUUCCCCCAGGUAUGAUGCCAAAUCUAUCCGGCAUGCCAAAUAUGCCUAAUAUUCCAAUUGGGGUUCCUCCUCCGAAUAUGACUGGUCCUCAAAUGAUGGGCAAUUCUUUGUUAGGUAUAGGAUCGCCUUUCCAAGGACCCAAACAUCAUUUAUUAGGUCCACCGAAUAUGAUGCCUCCCCAGCUAUCCUCCAUAGACAAUAAAUCGGGAGUCAACCAUGAUGCAAGUCUCCACAGCUUAGGGGAAUCUUUAAUGAAUAUUACUCAAUCCUUUGGAGUAGUUCCUCAACCUCCGGCACCACAUGAAGACACCAUGGACAUUGAAAUGGAAGAUGCUGAUAAACCAAUGGAGAAACCACCCCAAUUUAAUGAUCAAUCUGGUGGUACCUUUGGCAGGGGCAGAGAUGAGGAUAGGAGAGACAGACGAGAUGACAGAGAUAGAAGGAAUAGAAGUAGGGAAAAAGAUAAAGAUAAUAGAGAAAGAGAUAGGGACAAGAGUCGAGAUAGACCCAACAGAGACAGGGGAGAUAGAGAUCGAGAUAGGCGAUACAAUAGAGGCGACCGAGAUCUGAGUCGUGGAAGAGAUAGAGAUAGAAGAGACGAUCGACGUGACAACAACAGAGAUAAUAGGGACCGCAAUAACCGUUGGGGUGAUAGAGAUCGACGUGACAGAGAUCCUGAAGAUAGAAGAGAGAGGGAAAAAACUCUUAAUGAUCGAUUAAGAGAAAUGGCAGGAAUGGGAGGAGGAUAUGAAGAUCCUAGAGACAGGAAUAGAGACAGAUUCAGAGAUAAUAGCAGAGAUAAUAACAGAGAGAGCAAUUUGAAGUUUGUACCACCGCCUCAAAGGAGUAAUGGAAGACCUGAAGAGGAAUUCAUAAGAGACAGAGAUGGUCCUUUCCGACAAAGGGAUAGAUUUGAGAGGAAUGACAUACCAUCUAGACAUAGAUCUGAUGACGGUCCACCUAUCAGCAACAAACUCAAUGAAGAUCAAGAAAGAGACAGUAAAUCUAAGAGCGAAGAAAAAGAUAUUAAAAAAGAUGAUAAUAAAUCGCAUAUAGAAGGAGUUCUCAAGGAUGAAAAUAGUGAACAAAAAGUUGAAGGUGCACCCGAUUCUAAACCAGAGGGAACCUCAUUUGAUAAAAAAAGUGGAGAAAUUAAAGAAUUGCAAAAUUCAAUGGAAGGACCUCCUGGUGAAAACAGUAUGGAUGUCCCUAAUGCAGAGGAAAUUCCACCUGAAAGAGAUGAAUCUUUGGAUAAUAAUCGGGAAGGCUUUCCAUCAAUGUCAUUUGAUGGACCUCCACCCUUUAAAGGAGGUCCUCCUUUUGAUGGACAACCCAAUAUGAUGUUUGAAGGACCACCUAUGUUUAAUGAUGGUCUUCCAAGAAAUUUGCAUGAUGGUCCACCAAGAGGUAUCUUUGAUGAUGGUCCCCCAAUGGGUAUGUUUAAUGAUAUGGAUGGACCUCCAAGAAAUAUGUUUAAUGAUAUGGAUGGCCCUCCAAGAAAUAUGUUUAAUGAUAUGGAUGGCCCUCCAAGAAACAUGUUUGAUGAUAUGAGAGAUGGUCCACCUAGAGGUGGUUUAUAUGAUGAUAUCCCACCUAUGAUGUUCGAUGACAUGAUGGAUGGCCCACCAGGCAUGAGAGGUGGCAUGAGAGGUCGAGGACGUGGUCGAAGAGGCCGCUUUCCAAUGAGAAUGGACGGACCUCCAGAUAUGAUGGAUAUGCCACCAGGAAUGAUGGAUGGUCCGCCAAUGAUGGAUGGACCUCCUGAUAUGAUGGAUGGACCACCAAUGUCAUUUAGAGAAGACAGGUUUAUGAGAGGCGGUAGGAGGGGCAGAGGUCCACCUGAUGGUGAAUUCUUCCCAAGGGAUGAUUUUGGACAUAGAGGAAUGAUGAGAGGCAGAGGAAGAGGCCGAGGUCAGUUCUUUCCAAGAGGUAGAGGAGGCAGAGGUGGAUUUAAUCCACGAUUUGAUGGGCCGCCACCAUUUGACGGUCCACCUUCGUUUGAUGGCCCACCUCCGUUCGAUGGACCGCCUUUCGAUGGUCCGCCAUUUGAUGGCCCACCUUUUGAUGGUCCGCCUUUUGACGGUCCGCCUUUUGAUGGUCCACCAUUCGAUGGUCCGCCAUUUGAAGGUGGCCCUCCUCCAUUUGAUGGGCCGCCAUUCCCUGGGCCUCCAUUUGAUGAACCACCAUUUGAUGGACCUCCAUUUGAUGGGCCUUUCAGAGGACCAAGGGGAAGGGGAUUUAGAAGAUUUGAAGACAGAACAUGGGUCCGGCCCGAUUUCAAACAACCUGGCAGAGGAGGUAGAAGGAGCAGGUGGGGAGGAGAACAAGAAGGUGAGCCCGAUGAUGGACCUCCGCCAUUGGAAAGAGAGGAUAAUUGUAAUGAAGGUGAACCUCAAAAUGAAGGGGAAGGUGGAGAAUUUAUAGAACAAGUGCAAUCGAAAAAUGAGGUUCAUAUGGAUGAAGGUGAAGGAGAACAAGAAAUGAUCCAAGAUGGUAAGAGUACACCUGUAAUAGAUGAGAGGCCGCCGCCACUAGAAGUUGAAGAAGCAGUUCAACCUCCAGGGACAGAGGCUCCUGCAGAGUAACUAUUUAGUAUAAACUUAGACAGACGCUCUUUGAAUACUUUAGGUAAGAUUGAGUGUCUCUCGGAUGAAAAUCAAAGGGUAACAAUAUUUUCAAUUUUUUGAAAAAUUGGUUUGCACUAUAAAAAUAAUUUCAAUCUGAGAACACGGUUCUCUACCUAUACCAUUCUUUGUUUACACAUGAGACAGGAUAUUUUUCUGUAUAAAAUUUGUUUGUUUUUUUGAUGAUGUAAGUGCUUUAAACUGUUUAGUUGUUGGUGAAUACUGAACACUUAAAGCAAAAAAAUAUUAACAGUAUGUCACAUCUUGUACAUUGUACAUAUAUACAAUAUGUGAUAUAUUAUUACGAAAUGUUUAUAAACUUUGUAAAUAGGUUUUAAUGGAAAAAGUUAGAGAAUGAACUAUUGUAUGAUUAUGUAUGUAAUUUCUCAAGAAAGGACGCUUUUAGCUGUGAUUUUGGUGAAGUGAACACAGGUGAACUCUAGGGACGUUUUUUCGAUCGUUAUUUUUUGUCAAUUUACUUUGUACAGUCAAAUAAAUGUUUUAUUUAUUAUACUGUUUUUACCUUUAACCAGUAUCAUUGAGUAAAAUAGGAUUUUCAAUUUUUCCAAGAAAUUAUGUACUAAAAAUACAUAUUUGAAAAAAAAACUAGUUAUUUUAAAAGCAAUUAUGAAGUUAAAAAAGCAUAACAUGAAUGAACACUUUUACAAAAGAGCGUAAUUUCUAAGAAAUAUUAUUUUGCUAUUUUAUUCCCUUUAAUAAUUACAAAUAAUCUUGAUGUUGGUUUAUGUGUGAAGCCAAAUUUUGAAAUGGAACCAAAAAGGUAGGUCCAUCUGUGUUCACAACAGCUGAGAGGAGGACUUCCCCGCAGCGCCGUCCUUCAAAUGGAAGGGUCGGUGCAAGGUUAGUCGAACUUUCUUUUAUUUCUUUUUUGAUUUAACGAAAUCAAUAAAUAUGCCUUUUUUUGUUUAGUUUUUUUCCAAAAUAUAUUGCUGUUUUAUUUAUAAAGUUGCUUGUUUAAAAAUUAUUGCUUUUAAUGAUUAUUUGAAUAGAAAAAAUGGUUAUUGAGAUUUUCUGAACCCUCAAUCCUACAUAUGGUGUUUUAUUAUAAAAAAAGAAUGUAGGAAGUUGGAUUGAAUACAAAUUUAUGUAAUUGUAAUUAAUAUUUUCACACAAACUUUCAAUGGUAAAUUUUGCCAUGACUUGUUUUUCUGUGCAUUCAUAAUAGAUAUUUAAUGAAAAAAAUGAUCAGGAUCAGGGAAAUAAUUCUAUUUCUUUUAGCAAAUGUAUAAUUAGUGCAACAAGAUACUUGUCAAAUAUUUGCAACUUACAUGUGAAGAUCCUAAAUUUGAUUAAAUAUUUCUUUUUGGCUUCCUUUUGUUAGGAUCAAAGGCAGAAAGUAAAUUAAUUUUAUCCAAGAAUCGACAAAAAAAUUAUGAGUCACGAGCGCAUUGAUAAGCAUGUUUAUGUAUAUACUUAAUUACAGUUAGUGAUCGAGUUUCCAUUUCCAAACAUGAUAUUAUACGCUAUUUGAUUGAUUGCAGUUUACAGAAAUUAGGUAAAAAACUUGGGGUAAUAAUAGGUGUGCAUGGAAAUUGCCAAUGCUGAAAAUUGUAGACCUUAUCACUGCUGUCUGAUUGCUAAUAAAGCGAAAUUACUAUGAUAAAUCUUAUUUUUACUCAAUUUUAGGUAUUACAUUCAACCUAUGCAGUCUAUAGAAUUAAUUUAGGUUGUAAUUCUAAAUUUUUUAACAUACUUAUUAAAAAUCAAUGUAUUUUAACUCGGUAAUAUCAAAAAGUCAUCUGUUUUUCACUUUAUUUAAUUAGGUAAAAGUAAAACAUAAAAAACAAAUAAUUUUAAAAUAAUAUCAUUCAUUUUAUAAAAAGGCAUGUUGAUUGAAAUUGUGUAUAAUUUUCAUUAAAAUUGACAAUGCAAUUAAACAUGCUCAGUUUUGCUACAGUAUGCUGGUAACAAACUAAUUGCAUUGUUAAAUAUACAGGGUGUUCCGUAUAAGUACCGACACAGAACAGAUGAGUGUUAGGCACCCCAAAAUAUGAUGAUUUAACGCAAUUUACCUCUACCAAUUUGUACGCCUAAGGAGUUACGGAGGCCUAAAGUGGGACCAAGUUUAUUUAAUUUUUAUCAUGUAGAUAUAUUAGUUUUAAUACGUUAGUUCAGUGUGAUGUCAUUUUGGUUUCACUGAUAUUUAAUUCUAACCAAACAACAAAAACAUCAAUAAAUUUGACAUGUACAUUUUUACUGUUUUUAGUUUAUUUCUAAAUAUUGUUUACAGGUCAUAAAAAAUAGUUUAAAGGUAUGUAAUUGGUAACUAAAUGAUUGCAAAUUUGAUGCAUGCAUCUACUUACUUUAGCAAUAUAUUUAUAAAAGUGAAAAAACUAUAUAAUUUAGGUAAACAAAACACACUCAAAAAAUCUACUAUCACUUUAAUUGUCAGUGGAACCAUAAUUACAUCAUCACUGAACUAGCAUAUUGUGUUCUCAGUUAAGGGUUGGCGUUCGCCCAUAGAAAUCUGCCAUAUAUGUGUGGUUGACUUUAAAUGAAGCUUUCGGGAAAAGUAUACGUCUUCACAUUAAUUUUAAUAUUGAAAAACAUUUAUGAAGUGUGCCUAGGGGUUGUAAAAACUUCUUAAGAAACGGAGUUGUUUUAAGUACUCAACAAAUGACUUUGACUUUUGGUAUUUAAACCACAUAUAAUCGCAUUGACUUACCUAGGCGUUUUAUUUAAAACUAAACAUAUUUACAUGUCUUUCCACACAGAAAAAUAAUGAAGCACAUAAUACUUUAAAAUUGUUUUAAGUAUUUUCUUUUAAUGAUUUUGUAAAAAAAAUUGCGAAAUGGUCGAGAUAAACCAUUUUCGAAAUAUGGCCAGACGCCGCCCUUAAAUCGAUUUUAUUAAAAGUAAUUUGCUAUUUCUUAAAUUCAUUAUUAACAUCAUAACGCGUAUUUAAUUUUUCUCGUUUUUGUCGAAAAAUAUUUAUUUUAUUAAAAAAAAUAAAGAGUUUUAAAAUGAAAUUUUGCAUAAAAUGAAAUGAAAAUUUUAAAAACCGACCAAUAGACAAAAAAGUUCUGUACAGUUAUAAGGGUUAGUUACCCCAAAACAACCCCUUAAAAUAUAUCAAUUAAUGCUUACUCGCCCCCAUAUUAAGACUCAUGAAGCGCUUAAAUAAUUUAACAAAUAUAGAUUAAGUUAAAACAGUUGCAGAAAUAUUAAAUCUUCAAAAUGUAUGGCCCCAAUUUAGGUUUCCGUAACUCCUUAGGGGUACAACUUGGUAUAGAGGUAAAUUGCAUUAAAUCAUAUUUUGGGGUACCCAACACGCACCUGUUCUGUGUCGGUACUUAUGCGGAACACCUCAUUCAAAAAAUAUUUUGUAUAUGUAAAUGCAAUAAUUACUACAUCAUAGUUUAUAUUGACUGUUCCGAAACAAUAUAUUGAGCUAAAACUAGGAUGUUUAAAAGUUUUCGACAAUGUUAUGAAUCGGGGUUUCGAACUUUCAUUGUUAUCGGUUUUUGGGUUCACAACUAAAUAAAAGAAGUUCAAGAUCCAGAUUUAGAACUAGGUUGUCAUGUAAAAUUAAUAGUUAUUCUUUAAUAGUUUCUGCGGCGUCUUUACUAACCGGUUCAUAGCCUUCUAAAGCCAUAAUGAUAAAUCAAGCAAAAUAAAAUAAUUUGACACUUUUUGAGCUGUUAUGUUAAUAUUCUAAAUAUAAUUAUUAACAAUUGAUCAAAUAUCUGUAUAUUGUUAUUGUUUCGUGAUUUAUUCUUUUAACAAGGAAUGUAAUUGAUUAAUGCUUUUUUAUUUAUUAACUUUCUGUUAUCCCUAAUAAAGUGUAUUGUAUUAUUUUUGCUAAUCAAGCGAAAGUACAUACAUUUUUUAACAACUAGAGCAAAUAUUUAUUUCCUAAGAUAUUCACAUCACAAUACAAGAACAUGUAAUGAUGUUACUAAACCUGUUUACUUUCUGAUAAAUAAAUAUAUAUAAAAAAACGUAAUUGAGUUAUUUACAGAAGGAACAUUAAUGUACUCGAACAAAUUUGAUGAAAAAUUAUUAAAUAAUGUAAAUGGAAGUAUAUUUAUACAGAAUGUAAGAAAAGUGAAUUAUAUCAGAUUUUAACAAAGAUAUAUUUUGAAAAUAUUUAAAAUCGUUGACAUUCAUUUUUUUUUUUCAAGAAUACUUCAAAUUGUUGCUCGUAAAUUUUAAAUAACCAACCUCUAGAGUCAUUUCUCGUUUUAUAGGGUGAAGAAACAUUCCACAAAUAUGGAAACAUUAAUUUAUUAGUAGGCUAUAAUUUUUCAUAGAAUUUUAGUGAAAACUGUUUACCUUAAAUUUUUGGACGGUGAAGUUUCAAAUUAUUUUUGAACAAUUUUUUUGUGUCAGUUUUUUCAAAAUGUAUUAAAACCUGAGACUUUUCUUCCACUCUGUAUAUUUUUUUGUGUAUUUUUAUUAUAAUGAUAAGUAGUUUUUCAAUGGGAUUUUACAAGGGAAAAUAUGAAGUUCGGAACAGUCAUUUUUACUGAAUAUAAUAGUUCUUAAAAUUGUGAUUUCAUUUAAACUAAACACUAAUCAAAAUAAACUAUUUUCCGGGUAACUGAGAUUCUAUAGUUUAAUAGUCAAAGAUUGCAUUCACAGUUAUCUUUUGAUUUGUGUUUAAAUGAGCGUGCUGAUAGAAGAGAAUCACAAUAUUAUAAUAUGACUAAUAGCAUGGUAUUUUUUGUAACUUAAAUAUUUUAUGUCUAGUUGUAUUGUAUUAAAUAUAAUUCACAAAUAUAGGUGUUCCAUCGAAUGUAUAGUAAUUAUUUUCUUAUAUAGGAGGGUUAUCUUUAAAAG